This is a messenger RNA of Teleopsis dalmanni, 490 nucleotides long. RefSeq names its product 39S ribosomal protein L42, mitochondrial-like. The coding region runs from base 37 to 423 and encodes 128 amino acids. The record is from RefSeq and is a predicted model, not a curated record. NCBI's taxonomy places the organism in Eukaryota, Metazoa, Arthropoda, Insecta, Diptera, Diopsidae. The transcript has a single exon. Gene Ontology annotation, cellular component: mitochondrial large ribosomal subunit.
UUUUCAAAAUUCACAAUAGUUAUUUUUCAUAACACGAUGGCUGGACGUAUAUUUUCCCAAAAUAUUCGUAAUUUUUCAAUAAAUUGUGCGAAGUUAACAAUUAAUAAAAAUGCAGUCGGUGGAUUAAGCCUUGUAGAAAAAGUAGCAGUAAGAAAUGAUGGCAAAGUCAUAGUUGCUUGGCAUCCCGAUGUACAAAUUCCUUACGAGUACACAAAACCCAUCCCACAAGCAGAGAAACUUGAUUCGGCUUCACUUAUUAAGGAGGCUUCCUUACAAACAGCUAUGAGCGCAUUUCGAAACAAACACCCCGAAGUUGCACGUCAAGAACUUAUGCAAUUAACACACACUACAAAGCACCGCUGGUUCCCACGUUCAAGAGACAAGAAAGCUAAGAAAACACCAAUGGAUCGGCCGUAUUUGUAAAGCAAAAUAUGAUAAAUAUUUAUUUUAUUCAAUAUCACUAACUAAAUAAACAUUAAAAUUAAAACUA